AUGUCAUUAAUGUCAUCACCAGUCAUCACGGUUUCUUUUCCUUUUUUCGUCAUUGGCUUUGAGAGAUUUUGAGUGUGUUGUUUGUCGGUAUAGUGUUUGAAUCCAAUCGAAAUUAAUAGUAAUCAAAAGAUAAAAAUGGUUUACGUUACAGGAGAUGGUACUGUGGUGAAGAGCUCACCGUUUAGUAUAACCAAUUGGAUUUAUGCAGUUAUAAACUUCUUAUAUCUGUUGUUCAAAACAAUGUUCGAUCCUAACUAUUCAAAACAUGGAGACAAAUAUGUAAGAGAUUUUAGGCCUCCAGGCAGUGGACCUCCAAAGCCACCAUCGAGGAAGUUCGGUGGAUUCGGGCCUUCGAACUCGGGGCCUCCGCCACCCCCGGCCGGCGGUUGCGGCUGCGGUGGCUAAAUUAACCUUUUAACACAUGCCCAGCCCAACUCUCAACAUUUUGCCAGUCUAAUUUUUUAACAAGUAGGUAUACGAGUAUUGUAUCUUCAAAUAUCUGUAAAAUUUAUCCAUUAACUAGUU
This is a messenger RNA of Ostrinia furnacalis (Asian corn borer), 525 nucleotides long. Its product is annotated as selenoprotein K. The record is from RefSeq and is a predicted model, not a curated record. Bases 136 to 405 code for a protein of 89 amino acids. Lineage: Eukaryota; Metazoa; Arthropoda; Insecta; Lepidoptera; Crambidae. The transcript is spliced from 4 exons.